Molecule: messenger RNA, 2560 nt
Organism: Balaenoptera ricei (Rice's whale)
Lineage: Eukaryota; Metazoa; Chordata; Mammalia; Artiodactyla; Balaenopteridae
Gene: CHEK1
Product: checkpoint kinase 1
Exons: 13
Coding region: 178-1608 (476 amino acids)
Biological process (GO): protein phosphorylation; mitotic G2 DNA damage checkpoint signaling
Cellular component (GO): nucleus; cytoplasm; site of double-strand break
Molecular function (GO): protein serine/threonine kinase activity; ATP binding
Source: RefSeq, a predicted model, not a curated record
GUGAGCGGGCCGGGAGGAGCGGCUGCGGUCCUCGUAGCGAUUAUUUCCUCCUCCACUAGCCCGCAUCCCCUUACUCUAGCCCGACGCUUCACCUCUCACCACCCUCCCCGGUUCCCCACCGUAAAGCACUGGUCCCCCAACUUCCUCCGCGCCACUGCCGCGGGACUUAGUGGAGUCAUGGCAGUGCCCUUUGUGGAAGACUGGGACUUGGUGCAAACCCUGGGAGAAGGUGCCUAUGGAGAAGUUCAACUUGCUGUGAAUAGAAGAACUGAAGAAGCAGUUGCAGUGAAGAUUGUGGACAUGAAGCGUGCCAUAGACUGUCCAGAAAAUAUUAAGAAAGAGAUUUGUAUCAAUAAAAUGUUAAAUCAUGAGAAUGUAGUGAAAUUCUAUGGUCACAGGAGAGAAGGCAAUAUCCAGUAUCUGUUUCUGGAGUACUGUAGUGGGGGAGAACUUUUUGAUAGAAUAGAGCCAGACAUAGGCAUGCCUGAACAAGAUGCUCAGAGGUUCUUCCAUCAACUCAUGGCAGGGGUGGUUUAUCUGCAUGGUAUUGGAAUAACUCACAGGGAUAUUAAGCCAGAAAAUCUCCUAUUGGAUGAAAGAGAUAACCUCAAAAUCUCUGACUUUGGCUUGGCAACAGUGUUUCGGCAUAAUAAUCGUGAGCGUUUAUUGAACAAGAUGUGUGGUACUUUACCGUAUGUUGCUCCAGAACUUCUAAAGAGAAAAGAAUUUCAUGCAGAACCAGUUGAUGUUUGGUCCUGUGGAAUAGUACUUACUGCAAUGUUGGCUGGAGAAUUGCCAUGGGACCAACCUAGUGAUAGUUGUCAGGAAUAUUGUGAUUGGAAAGAAAAAAAAACAUACCUCAACCCUUGGAAAAAAAUCGAUUCUGCUCCUCUAGCUCUGCUGCAUAAAAUCCUAGUUGAGAAUCCAUCAGUAAGGAUUACCAUCCCAGACAUCAAAAAAGAUAGAUGGUACAACAAACCACUCAAGAAAGGGGCAAAGAGGCCCCGAGUCACUUCAGGUGCUGUAUCAGAGUCUCCUGGCGGAUUCUCUAAGCAUAUUCAGUCGAAUUUGGACUUCUCUCCAGUAAACAGUGCUUCUAGUGAAGAAAAUGUGAAGUACUCCAGUUCUCAGCCAGAACCACGGACAGGUCUUUCCUUAUGGGACACCAGCCCUUCAUACAUUGAUAAACUGGUACAAGGGAUCAGUUUUUCCCAGCCCACAUGUCCUGAUCAUAUGCUUCUGAAUAGUCAGUUGCUUGGCACCCCGGGAUCCUCACAGAACCCCUGGCAGCGCUUGGUCAAAAGAAUGACACGAUUUUUUACCAAAUUGGAUGCCGACAAAUCUUAUCAAUGCCUGAAAGAGACUUGUGAGAAAUUGGGCUAUCAGUGGAAGAAAAGUUGUAUGAAUCAGGUCACUGUAUCAACAACUGAUAGAAGAAACAAUAAACUCAUUUUCAAAGUGAAUUUGGUAGAAAUGGAUGAGAAGAUCUUGGUCGACUUCCGGCUUUCUAAGGGUGAUGGAUUGGAAUUCAAGAGACACUUCCUGAAGAUUAAAGGGAAGCUGAGUGAUGUUGUGAGCAGCCAGAAGGUUUGGCUUCCUGCUACAUGAUAGAUCCACUGGCUCUGGGAUUCCUGGUGAAUAUAGUGCUGCUAUGUGGACAUUAUUCUUCCUAGAGAAGAUUAUCAUGUUCUGCAAACUGCAAACAGUAGCCCCUGAAGAGUUGUCUUCCCUCUAGCCAAACAAUUUCCAAUUCUUUUUGUAUGUUCUUCAUACAAAUAAUACCUAUAUCUUAAUUGUAAGUAAAACUUUGGGGAAGGGAUAGAUAGAAUUCACUAGAUAUUUCUUCAUCUGCAUUUAGUGUCUGAAUUUGAGACCCACCUGGUGGAAACCAAGCUCUGGGGAUACGUGAGCUUACCAGCUUUUAUACCAACAUAAUGAAAAAUGAUACUCUUGUCCCAUUUUUACCAAAACAUUAGGUUUCAUCCAAAAAGUACAUAUUUCCUCCACUUUGACUUAAUUACAUGGAUAAAUUAGUAAAAACAACCUUGUGAUUUUGGGACAGUAGAUUUAUCAGUCUGUGAAGUGAAGCCAGCUUCAAAAAAUAUAUCCCCAAGAUUUGUACUUAUAUUUUAAAGCCUGACCAGGUGUAUAAACCUGUUUUUGAAUUAUAAUUAUUAAUUAAAACUGCAAGUAGGUAUGUUUUUUCUGGUGUAGGUAAUAAUAUAUAUGAUUGGUCUUUCAAGUAGAAGUUGAGCAUAACCUCUAGUGCUUAACUACCUUUACUCAAAAUUACUGUUGCACAUUUUAAAUAUUUUUCUAUAUUAUUUUCUACUUUCACAGCUAUAUUUUAAUUCUUUAUUACAGAAAUAAAUUCUAUUUUGAAAAUGAAUAGCUAACUCUGUAACUUAUUGGUGACUAAGCUUCUAGGUGAUAAGGCAUGAAAGAAGGAGGGGAGAUGUAAGGAAGCUAUAAUGGACAUAGAUCUGAUUCCUGGCUUUUUUUUACCUAUUAGUUUUAGUAAGACCUUGUUCUUUCAAUAAAAUUUAUAUUAAUUUUUGAA